GUACCUACGGUACCUACGGUACCUACGGUACCAUGGUACACUCAGGUCCGAGUCAGGAGCUCGAGUCAGUUGUCCAGAUAAGGCAAAAAGGACUGCUAAUCUCCUUGACGACGCAAGUCUUGUGCACCCAAGAGUGCCAAACACUGCACACGGAAUGAUGCCACCAGCCGCUCGCGCGGCUGCUGCGCGGUUCGGUCGCGCGGCGCUCUCGAGCAGCCGGAGCGUCGCCGAGAAGCAGCGCCGGGCCAUCCUCGACGCGAGUGGUGAUUUGGGCGCGGCGCUCGGCGUCGGCGGGUUCGGGCGCGAGCUGGAAGCCGUCAUGCGACGCGUCCUCACGUCGCGGCUCGUGUCGCGCGAGACGCGCGAGCGUUGCGGGCUGCGCCACGCGCGCGGCCUGCUCCUGCGCGUUGCGGGGCGCAAAACAGAUUUACGGCGCGUUCGUCGUCGAGCAGCGAAUUUUUCGAUUGCGCGCAGGCACGGCCCGCCGGGGACGGGCAAGACGCUGAUCGCCCGCGGCAUCGCCAAGCUCCUCAGCGAUCGCAAGCCGAUUCUCGUGCGGGGACCCGAGGUGUUCUCGCACCUCCUGGGCGCGUCGGAGCAGGCGGUCCGGGGGCUCUUCAAGCCGGCGGACGACGAGUGGGCGCGGAUGGGCUCGCAGUCGUCGCUCCACGUCGUCGUCCUGGACGAGUGCGACAGCAUACUCCGGAAGCGCGGCGGCGGGGCCACCGGGGACGGCAGCUUCGGCGGCGCGGCGCGCGACGGCGUCGUCAACCAGAUCCUGGCCAAGCUCGACGGGCUGGACGACCAGAGCAAUCUCCUAGUCAUCGGCACCACCAAUCGCGAGUUGCCCGCGCGGAAAUUGAUGGGUCCAUGUAUCAACCACGGCGCAAUAGUCGGAUGCGCAGGUAUGGAUCUGAUCGAUCCGGCGGCGCUGCGUCCCGGUCGCCUCGAAGUACAUUGCGAGGUCGCGCUGCCCGACGCCAGCGGGCGCCGCGAGAUCCUGGCGCUGCACGCGGCAAAGCUCGGGCCCGCGCUCGCGCUCGACGGCGAGCGGCUCGCCGACGUCCUCGGUCGCGUCGCCGACGAGAAAACGCAGAACUUUAGCGGGUCCGAGCUGGAGGCCGCCGUUCGCAACGCCACGUCGUACGCGCUUCAGCGCGCCGUCGCGGCCGACGAUCCGGACGCCGUGGUCGUCACCGCGGACGACCUCUUGCGCGGCGCCGACGAGGUCGUGCCGGUCUUCGGGCGCGCGCGCCGGGCCGGGCCGCCCGCGGGGGACCUUCCCGCCGCGUCGCUAGCGGCGUGCCGGGAAAGGGCCGCUCGUGUCGUCGCAACCGCCUCGACUUCGGACGAGCGGCGCGCCGCCGUCGCGCUCGUGGGUCCGCGCGGCGCGAGGAAGAGGGCAACCGCCGCCGCGGUCCUCGAGGACACCCCGGCGCUGGCCUUCCAGCGCACCGUUGCGGCCGCCCACCUGGCGGGCCGGGACGUCGACGCGGCGCGCCGGAGCCUCGUCGAGCUAUUCGACGACGCGCGGCGUUCGCCCCUGCGUGGAAAUCAACCAGUGAGUCAGGUCACCCGAGAGUUAUUGCGAGAGAUCCUCGUCAACCUCCACGCCGGCGCGCAGACGCGGUCGCGGGAUGGCGUCGCGUCGAUGGCGUGAACUUUUGAUUUCUAUUCAGGUUCGCCCUCGGCCGCCGUGGUCCUCCACGACCUCGAGCUCCUGCACCCCGACCUCUAUCCGUGCCUCCGGGCGCUCCUCCGCGACGACGACGCGUGCGGCGACCACCGCCUGCUCGUUCUGGCCACCGUCAACGCCGCCUCCGACGAGGCCCUUCGCGAUCUUCUCGAGCCGUUCGAGUGCAUCGAUGCCGCGAUGCCGUAAUUAUACUGAAAGCUUAGUGCCGCUUCGACGUAGAGCUUCGACGACGUCUUGGCAUAUUGCCUAGUCACGGUGUCGAAUUAAAAGCCAGCCUGAGUCACGGUGGGUUCCCAGUGCGUCGAAGGAGAAACUAGGUAGGCCUCGCGCCAGUGGCCUAUGGGGCCCCUCCCCUACCCCUCUAUAAGUCCCCCGGGUAAGAAACACCCC
Pelagomonas calceolata is the source of this 2086-nucleotide messenger RNA. The record is from the annotation of a GenBank genome assembly. NCBI's taxonomy places the organism in Eukaryota, Pelagophyceae, Pelagomonadales, Pelagomonadaceae.